GCGUGCAGGCGUGCAUGGCAGCGUGGCGGGUGCGUGGCGCUGAACACGCUGAUCAAGGUGGUGGCGGUGGACACACAGGCCGUGCAGCGCCAUCGCAACACCAUCGUCCAUCCAAUGCGUCAAGGACUGGGGCAGUGCCAUGAGGAGGAGGGCGUUGGAGCUGGUGUGUGCGCUGGUGAACGAGGGCAAUUUCAAGGCGCUCACCGCACUCGCGAGCUCUUGGACUACCUGCGUGCUGCUGACUCCCACUUCAAGCCCCACCUCACCUCCAACAUCUGCGCCCUCGUGCAACGGUACGCGCCCAGCAAGCUGUACCAUGUGGAGAUCAUGCUGCGAGUCAUCACCGAGGCGGGGGAGUAUGUGACGGAUGACGUCAUGCACUCCUGGUGGUGGGCAUCAGCAGCGCGCCUGCGGCAGGAGAGUCUAGGCGCGGUGGCGGUGUGGUGUCUGGGCGAGUUCGGGGAGAUGCUCGUCAACAACUCCGCCCUGCUGCACCAACACACGCCCCUCCAGGUGCCUCCCUCCCUUUCUCCCUCCCUCCCGCCCUCCCUCCUCCCGCCCUCCCUCCCUCCCGCCCUCCCGCCCUCCCUCCCUCCCUCCCUCCCUCCCUCCCUCCCUCCCUCCCUCCCUCCCUCCCUCCCUCCCUCCCUCCCUCCCUCCCACCCUCCCUCCCUCCCGCCCUCCCUCCUCCCGCCCUCCCUCCCUCCCGCCCUCCCUCCCUCCCGCCCUCCCUCCCUCCCUCCCUCCCGCCCUCCCUCCCUCCCUCCCUCCCUCCCUCCCUCCCUCCCUCCCUCCCUCCCUCCCUCCCUCCCUCCCUCCCUCCCUCCCUCCCUCCCUCCCUCCUCACUCCCUCCCGCCCUCCCUCCGCCCCUCUCCCUCGUCCGCCUUUGCUCUUGUGCACCCAUUAUCGUCCUCAGACCUUCUUCCUCGGCCACUCUUUCUUCCUGUGUGUGCGUGCAUGGUGGGGCGGGGGGCAGGCGCAUGAAGUGGUUGGAGGAGCAGCAGGGGCGCAGCCUGGUGUUGGAGGUGCAGCAGCGCUCAGUGGAGUUCAGCGCCGUGCUCGCCCGCCACCACAAGAUCAAAGCCACGCUGGCAGACAAGAUGCCAGCACUGGAUGAGGUGGCGUACCGCUCCAAGUGCGCUGACCUGGCGCCCGACGCAGCGGCGCGGGCAGCAGCGCCAACAGGGCAGCCGUCAGCCAAUGGCGUGGCGGCAGCAGGCAGGGCGGCGGGGGGAGUGCGGGCGGCAGCAGCCCCCCAGGCGCAGCCCCACCAUCAGCGCCACCGACUCCAACUCCUCGCCCUGCCCCUCUCUGGCUUUGGCUUCCAAGCCACCGUGCCCAAGUUCAUGCAGCUGCAGCUGGAGGCGGCAUCAGGAGCCGUAGUGCCGGCCGGCAACGGCGGCAGCGUGACACACACAAUGCGCGUCACCAACACGGUGCAUGGCCAGGUCAGUCGUUGUGCAUGGGCAGGUGAGCACAUGCAUGGGCAGUGA
Closterium sp. Naga37s-1 is the source of this 1494-nucleotide messenger RNA. The record is from the annotation of a GenBank genome assembly. NCBI's taxonomy places the organism in Eukaryota, Viridiplantae, Streptophyta, Zygnematophyceae, Desmidiales, Closteriaceae.